This is a messenger RNA of Drosophila subpulchrella, 891 nucleotides long. RefSeq names its product adult cuticle protein 1. The record is from RefSeq and is a predicted model, not a curated record. The transcript is spliced from 2 exons. The coding region runs from base 154 to 600 and encodes 148 amino acids. Lineage: Eukaryota; Metazoa; Arthropoda; Insecta; Diptera; Drosophilidae.
AAUUGGAAAAGCAAAGCAAAGUCCGCGCCGCGUUUUUCGUAUAUAAGUUGCCACAAUUUGGUAGUCGAAAUCAGAAUCAACUCGUUCGCUGAGUAUUCAACACUACUUCUCCUUCAACAACCCAGCUUCAAAACCCACCCCAAAACAACCAACAUGAAGUUCGCCGUUGCCGUAGUCAUGUUCGUGUGCGCCCUGGCUGGAGCUCAUGCCUCGUGGGCCCAGAUCGCUCCCGGUGUGUCCUAUGUGAGCCCCGUGGCCCAUGGUGGACCUGGUCUGUGGAACGGAGCCUGGAACGGCGCCUGGAACGGUGCCUGGAACGGCGCCUGGAACAACGGCUGGAACGGUGCCCACUGGGGUGCCCCUGCCGCCGUGGCCGUCCAUGCCAGCGCCGCUGCUCCCUGGGGUCUGACCGGUGCCGGAUGGCACGGCGCUGCCGUUCCCGGAAUCAACCUCGCCCAGGGACCUGGUCUGGCCGCCGGCCAUGGCCAUGAGGGCGUCUAUGUGGCCAAGACCCGUGGUGCCAUCCACACCGCUCCCCUUGCCGGACACAUCAACUCCGCCACCUCCGUGAACGUGGCCCCCGCCCCGGGAACUCUGUAAGUCGGGAACUACCUACCCAGUAACCCAAACCGAUGCCAAACGGAGCGGAUGGAUGGCAGUAUCUACCACUGAUCUCCAACUGCUUCAGCGACUUACCACGACUACUCCAACCGGAUAAAUACCCAUCUCUCUCUGUACACUUAUUGUUAAGCACACCGCUCUUAGUCCCCCCGAUACGAACACGAUCCUGAUCUUGGGUCCAUGUCCAUAUCCUCUUGGACAUUUCCCAACGCACUCAGCAAUAUAUAAGUCCAACAGCAAUUACAACAACUACAACAAACCAACAAACGA